This is a messenger RNA of Torulaspora delbrueckii, 1200 nucleotides long. RefSeq lists its product as uncharacterized. Bases 1 to 1200 code for a protein of 399 amino acids. The record is from RefSeq and is a predicted model, not a curated record. The transcript has a single exon. NCBI's taxonomy places the organism in Eukaryota, Fungi, Ascomycota, Saccharomycetes, Saccharomycetales, Saccharomycetaceae.
AUGACAGUUCCUGUGCCUGCAAAUCUCAGCUUUGAAGAGAACACUGAUCCCGAAGUAGUUCGCUAUACGCAUUUGGAGAAUGGUAAAACCUGGAAAGGGCUGCAAACCUUGGAGGAAUACAGCCAAAGGGAAAAACUAUUGGGAGAGUCUUCCAUAGCUACCAAGGGGCAAUCUUCUGAGAUGAAGGAGAAGUUUCCUGUGGGUCACGAACUCUUUGGUUUGAAAUAUUUUGUUCUUAAGGAUAAGAACCUUGAAGAAAGUAGCAAGACUAGUCAAAUAGUUUCUAGUUGUGAAGCGUUAUGUCGGCUUGGCUAUGCUAUAUAUCCCGAAUCAAAUGGCAAGAUAGUGCCUGUUUUAACGGUUUGCAUUGGCGGAGUGUAUACUCCCCACGAUCAUCGAGGCAAGGGCUAUGCAAGAACUAUGAUUGGUGAACUCAAUAAGCAUUUUGAUAAGCUAAGCAAAGCUCCCGAUGCUCCAGAGUUUGUAAGAUACACCGUGUUGACCCUUUACAGCGAAGUUGGAGAGUACUAUUCCAAAUCGGGGUAUUACUCACUACAUGUCCCUUUGCAUAUUGUCAAGGACUUAGAUGAGUUCUUUGAUCGCUUCUGGGGACAAGAAGUGUUGGAGGAAGGCAGAUCUUUAGGAUUUGAUGAUUACAAGGACCUAGUUGCUCUUCAACAGAAAAAGUUUGACUCUCAGCUAAUGGCGCUGCAUAAGCAAUACCCUGAAAAAUUUGUAUUCACAGUAGCUUCUGAUAUUGACAUCUAUAAAUGGUUUGAGAUUCGUGAUAUAUUCCUGAUGGAAAAGACUAACAGACAUCAGAAUAAUUUAAAAUUUGGAUUUGCCCUUAAGGACGACAACCACAUCAUAUGGCAUCACCACUGGAACGCCGAUGCAUUGGUCAUUGUGAAAGUUUUCGUUAAGGAAGAGAUGGAUGGUCAACAUUACUCAUCGACUCUCAAAAAACUAAUCGCCCAAGCUCUAUCAGAAGCCAAAAAGUGUGGCCUUAAGAACCUAAUCUUCUGGGAUGAAGAAAUUCCAAUCAAGAAGUUGCCCGAGUUGUACUCAAUUCUUACAAAGAUGGAAGAUGGAUCUAAAGUGUUCGCUGAGAACGGUUCUUUGAGUGCUGUCAGACCUCCGAAUGGCUUUAGUAUGGAGGAUACAAUUUGGGACAACAAUACAAAGUUCUGCUGGUUUUAA